AACUGGGCACGGACGGACCCUUUGGAAAGAAGCCACCCGGGCGUCGAGAGCACCUCUUAACACAAUGCCUCGCCUGCUUUAACACGCGCGUUCGGACUGGCUUCGGUACCGGGGUAACCUGCGCUUCCGAUCCCGCUUCUUCAUCACUGGACACGCGAGGAUGCUCUGGAAGUUAAGGAGCAGCAAAGGUCAGAAAGACAGAUCGAUGCCCAUCAUCAAAUAGACAGCCGGCGGUCCGAGCGAACAAAAACACCUUUUUGCAUGAACCCCUGCAAGAACUGGUCGUCAGCUCGGUCUCCUCCUGAGGAUUCAGGAUGAGGAAACCUAAAAACAUUCGAAUGCUUUUUGCUCUGAGUCUAGGAUGCUUCGUGAUGGUCAUUUUCUAUUUCAACAGCAAUGUAAAACCAGCCUCGGAGCAACUUGGGGAUAGGAGCAACGGGCAGAAAGCCAGGAGGAGUCCUCUGCAGACACUUUACGACGGUGACCAGGUGGAGUCAGCAGUGCAGGCAAUCCAUCAGGACCGGCGGGAGUUUUUAGAAGAGGCCUGUCGCUCCUACACCCGAAAGCGUAGAGUCCUAAUCCCGGAAGACCUGAAGCACGUGAUUGUAGAUGACCAGCAUGGUUUGCUGUACUGCUAUGUCCCCAAAGUGGCCUGCACCAACUGGAAACGGGUACUCAUGGUCCUGACCGGCGCCGCCGGAUCCCGCCAUGACCCACUGGGCAUACCGGCGAACGAGGCCCACGUCUCCGGAAACCUGCGCACCUUGUCCGAGUAUUCAGCUUCCCAGAUCAACCAACGCUUGCGCUCCUACUUGAAGUUCGUGUUUGUGCGCGAGCCGUUCGAACGGCUGGUGUCCGCCUACCGAAACAAAUUCACACGAAGCUACAACACGGCUUUCCACAAACGAUACGGCACCAAGAUAGUGCGCCGGCACAGGCCCAACCCGCAGCCAGAAUCUUUGGAGAAAGGCAACGAUGUCUCCUUCGAGGAGUUCGUCUAUUACCUGGUAAACCCGGCCACCCAGAUCGAGGAACCCUUCAACGAGCACUGGGAGCGGGUGCACUCGCUGUGCCACCCUUGCCUCAUCCACUACGACGUGGUGGGUAAAUACGAGACGCUGGAGCAGGACUCCAGCUACGUGCUACGGCUGGCCGGCGUGGCGGACCAGCUCAGCUUUCCUGCCUCGUCCAAAAGCGCCAGGACCACGGGGGACAUGGCUGCAAAGCUCUUCCUAAACAUCAGCCCCUUCUAUCAGAAGAAGCUAUACAACCUCUUUCGCAUGGACUUCCUGUUAUUCAACUACUCUGUGCCAGCAUACCUUAAGUUUUGACCAGGCCGAGGUGUCGCGUUGUACAUCCGUAAACGGUGGAUGACGACAAUAAACCCGACGUACGCGCAUGCAUUUGUUUGACUGGGUGAACCACCACAUUCGAGACGCACAAGGUGAAAACAGGUAUGAUUUCAUAUUUUACUGUUUAUGGUGCUCAAGGGAGUACUAGUGCUGGUGGAGUUUGAGGGGGGGUGGGGAGCCCCCCUCAAAUAUGCGAUGGCCCACCCAAGUGCCAGGCCAGACUUUUGGGUGUUUUCCAAUUUGUGUCAGGAACUGUUUUCCACCCCCCCAUAUAGUGAAUGUUUAUCCAAUUUUCCAAAAAUGUCUUUGUAUUUAUCUGCAAAUUGUUUUAAGAUAUCCUUGCUCCCCCUUAGCGCCGCCAGUGAGUAGUCUGUGAUUGUGUACAUUCAUUUUUAAAUUUGACGUGUUUGUUUUUGUCUUGGUGAAUUUGCACAACAAAUGUGAUUUCUCUGUUGGGGGUGAUGUUACAAGAGCACAAUGAACGUUUCUAAUUGCAUUUUGGACAGUGAAUGUCUCUUAUGUGCCUUUUGACGGUCAACCUUUAGAUGACCCCAGAGAAUUUGUUUUGUAAACGUGCCUGUGUUUCAUUUUAUAAUGUUGUGACAAAAUUGUUUUGUAUUUAUUGUGCUGUUUUGGACUGAAUUGCAUCAAGCCAGUCAACAAACAUUGGCAAAAUUUUCAAAUAAACGUCAUCGAGCAACAA
Molecule: messenger RNA, 2055 nt
Organism: Syngnathus acus (greater pipefish)
Lineage: Eukaryota; Metazoa; Chordata; Actinopteri; Syngnathiformes; Syngnathidae
Product: carbohydrate sulfotransferase 11-like
Exons: 3
Coding region: 315-1331 (338 amino acids)
Biological process (GO): carbohydrate biosynthetic process; proteoglycan biosynthetic process
Cellular component (GO): membrane
Molecular function (GO): sulfotransferase activity
Source: RefSeq, a predicted model, not a curated record